CUGACUCGACCACACUAUUUAUUCUCUGUUAUGACAGAUGUGAAUUAGCGAAAACCAUAAGCCGAUAUUUACAUGUUAAAAGAUUAGGGAACGGGUCGUCAAAUCAGUCAAAAUGAACAGGUCGCUGAUCAAGCAGAAGAAAGACUGGACGGAUGAGGAGAGGAAGCAGCUAGCAGCCCAGCUGGAUGCUGAGUUCGAACAGUACCUUGAUGGCAUGAUUGAGAAGAGCAAGAGCAAGUCUCAGGCUGAGCAUGAAGCAGACAUGGAAGAGAUACUGGCAGAUAUUGAGGGCCACCCAGCCUUCAUGAGGUCCCCGGAGGAUUUAGACCUGACCAAGCCACUGCACCCAGCUGUAGAGGGCCUCAUGGCCAUCAAGUACGAGAGUGAAAACCCAACAGCUCGCGCAGACAGCUACAGAGAUGAUGGUAAUGACAACUUCAAGAAGAAAAAGUAUCGCAUUGCAAUCGACAAUUACACUGAGGCCAUAAAGAGCAAGAGUCCCGACAGGAAGCUGAAUGCUGUGUGCUAUACCAACCGAGCAGCGGCACAGUACCACCUGGGAAAUUAUGGGUCUUCUUUAAGGGAUUGUAUAUUUGCUCGCAAAUUUCAGCCUGACCACUGGAAGGCAAUCCUGAGAGGUGUGGAAUGCUGUAUGAAGCUGAGCAAGCACGUGGACACCAUGAAGUGGAUAGAUGCUGCUCUGCUGCUGGAACCUGGGCAGGAAGAGCUCCUCACGUUGAGGGGCAAGAUCGACAAGCUGCAGAGGACGAAGGAGCGGGAUGAUCGGAAGCAAGCAGCACAGGACAGGAGGGAGGAGGCUGAAGACAGGAAGCUGAUUGGACUGAUAAAGGACCGUGGCAUCAAGGUGGGUGGACUGAAGAGGACGGCGGAGACGGCCAAGCUCAACCCUCUCCUGUUCACAAGUCUGGAAAGUCACAACCCAUCUGGAUCCAAGGUGCAUGUAGAUGAAAGCGGCACCAUGUUCUGGCCAGUUCUGUUCUUCUAUCCAGAGCAUGGACAAACAGACUUCAUUGAGGCUUUCAACGAGAAUAAUGUGUUCUGGGACCACAUUUGUCACAUGUUUGGCCCAGGUGUGGAACCGCCGCCGUGGGAUGAGGACAAAAAGUACACCCCCGAGGCUAUAGAGAUUUUCUUUGAGGAUCGUGUGAAGGAAGAGCUACAUAAAGUGGACCCCUCCUCCUCCCUGUUGCAAGCCAUGAGGCACGAAAAGUUCACGGUGAAUGCGGGCACGCCCUGUUUUAUCCUGUUGGUGGUGGGCUCGAAGUGCUGGACAGAUUAUCUCAAACGAUACAAUUAUGAAACAUGAUGCUCGAUUAAUAAAUUUUAAAACAUGAA
Haliotis rufescens (red abalone) is the source of this 1356-nucleotide messenger RNA. Its product is annotated as tetratricopeptide repeat protein 4-like. The coding region runs from base 113 to 1327 and encodes 404 amino acids. The transcript is spliced from 12 exons. Gene Ontology annotation, molecular function: Hsp90 protein binding. The record is from RefSeq and is a predicted model, not a curated record. Lineage: Eukaryota; Metazoa; Mollusca; Gastropoda; Lepetellida; Haliotidae.